Molecule: messenger RNA, 2497 nt
Organism: Exophiala xenobiotica
Lineage: Eukaryota; Fungi; Ascomycota; Eurotiomycetes; Chaetothyriales; Herpotrichiellaceae
Exons: 4
Coding region: 351-2210 (619 amino acids)
Biological process (GO): transmembrane transport
Molecular function (GO): transmembrane transporter activity
Source: RefSeq, a predicted model, not a curated record
GGAAGAUCAUGGCUGGUAUGGUUGGCGAAGAGGAAAAGCCCCAGGUCGCCAUACCACUUCCAUGCCGGUCGCCUGUCGUGCCUGGUCCCGCACGCGGCGAAGUGGACCUCUUCUUCAGGACUAGUCGGGGCCCCAGACUCCUGGCCGUUCUCGGCCUCACUAGCCUGCAGGAUGGGGAGGAAGUCGAACCCGCACAUUGCCGUGGACAAUAUGAGCCGCCAAAGCUCCCCCUGGUCCAAGAUUUUCUCCUCCCCAUCUCCCUCCCUCAACACCUAGAAGGACAUCUCCUAGUUUCCUGAAACAAACAGUCCUUUGCCUCGGGUUGUGUUCCUGCAUUGUACACUACCAUCAUGGCUGAUCACAUCGGAGAGAAGCCUACACGUGGCGCCGAUGUCAAGGUCACUGAGCCUUCACACUUGGAAGCUCGCCAUGUGCCUACGGUCGAGAUUCCACUGGAUCUGGACGAUCCCCAUCGUGCUGCGCUCGAAGACAACCCCGAAAGAGCUGAGAAGCUAACAUGGACUACUUUAUUGGCUGUCAUUUCUCUCUCCUUCUCAUACGUCUGCCCGAUCUCGUGUGGCUUCGUCCUCAUCACUGGUAUUCUGGUUCCUGUGGGCACCGAUCUCGGCGACGUGGACAACAUCUCUUGGAUUGUUGGUGGCUGGUCGAUCGCUUCUUCCGUCAGCUUUUCCAUCGCCGGAUCACUGUCAGACAUCUUCGGAAGACGUUAUACUAUUGUUUCUGGCGAGGUCCUCGCCAUCGUUGGUUCAAUCGUAGCAUGCACCGCGCACACGACACUCACCCUCGUCGCCGGCUCCACAGUCAUUGGCUUCGGCUGCGGCAUCAUCUUUGUCUCCUACGCCGGCAUUCAAGAGCUCGUUCCCAACAAAUGGCGUGGCCUACUUGGUUUAACCGAAUGCGCCAUGACUAUCCCCUGGGCUGCAGCAGGCACGCUCAUCGCUACUACACUGAAUGCAAACACGAAAGCCGGUUGGCGUUGGUGCUACUACAUCGGAAUAAUAUUCGGAGUGCUCAGCAUGAUCGGAACGUUGGCAUUCUACUGGCCUCCACCGCGCCCACAAUAUGACUUUGAAAAAUCCAGAUGGCAGGAAAUCAAGGAAAUUGACUAUAUCGGCUUCCUGCUGUACACGGGCGGACUGACAAUCUUUCUGAUUGGACUGACUUGGGCCGGAACUGAGAAUCAUCCAUGGAAGAGCGCCAGCACGAUCGCGCCAAUGAUUGUCGGCAUCAUGACGCUGAUUGCCUGCUUCGUAUACGACUUCACGCUCGCAAAGCAGCCGUUUUUCCCGUUACAUUUGUUCAGGCAGGUUAGGGAAUUUACGGUGCUGCUUGUUGUUGUUUUUGUUGCUGGUGCUGUGUUCUACUCCUUCGCCGGCCUCUUGCCCCAGGGCUCGUUGUACAUGUUCACCAACGAUCCCAUCCAAAUCGGCGUGAUCGCACUGCCGAACGGUAUCGCGCAAGUUAUUUUCGGCGGCUUGGCGACCCUCGCUAUGGGCCAUGUGGGCCACUUGAAAUUGCAAGUUAUCGUCAUGUUGACUAUCCAGACCGUCUUUGUGGCCGCUUACUCUGGCGUCGUGCCCGGCAACCGCAUGGGAUGGACGGCAUUCCAGUUCUUCGGCCAGGGUCCGUUCGCGCAGAUCACACUGUUGUGCUAUGUGAUCGCCGGGUUGAACGUGCCGUUGCGACAUCUGGGCCUCGCUUCAGGACUGAUUGGCACAUUCCGCAGCGGCGGAGGGAGUGUGGGAAAUGCGGUGUUCAAUACGAUCCUGAACGGCGUCAAGAACGAGCAGAUUCCAAAACGCAUUGCGGAGGUUGCGAUCGCGCAUAACAUGAACGCGGACGCUCUUGCGGCUCUGAUUCCCGCGACGAUCCAGAACGCGGUCGGCGUGCCGGGUGCAUUUGCCACUGUACCCGGGAUCACGCCCGCAAUCGAAGCUGCGGCUGCCCAGGCUUUCAAGGACGCAUAUGCAUUCGCAUUCAAGAGGGUGUUUUGGGCCAGUAUUCCGUUCGGCAUACUCGCUAUUGGCGCAGCAUUGAUGAUCAAGGAUCCCAGUCAGUAUUUGACAAAUCAUACGGCCAUUCAUAUGACCAAGGACUAUUCAAAGAAUCCGCAACACGCCGAGGGACAUCAUAAUCAUCAGACGGCGGUGCAAGAAAAGCCUACGUCCAGUGGUGAUAGCAGCUCGUAAUGGAUGGCGACGCGAAUACGCGGAAGUAGGAGAAAGGAGAUCUCUUCGAUGAUGUACAGAAGAACCUCGACACGAACUUGGCAGGAGAUAUCGGUUGAAGCAAGAUAUUAGACUCCCACGGGUAGCAUCUGAUGUGGGAAACGGCACUCGUUGAAUGGGAGGACAACUGGAAGUAGCCGCCACAAUCAACUCCGGCUCAGCCUGACGGGGCUCGAUGCAAGCACGAGAAAGAAAUGCAAUCGUCAUAUAUAAUCGAUCUUGGUUAGAUUUAGUGAACAAUCCGUUUU